Messenger RNA from Phalaenopsis equestris, 1783 nucleotides. RefSeq names its product 60S ribosomal protein L3-like. Gene Ontology annotation, cellular component: cytosolic large ribosomal subunit; ribosome. The record is from RefSeq and is a predicted model, not a curated record. Lineage: Eukaryota; Viridiplantae; Streptophyta; Magnoliopsida; Asparagales; Orchidaceae. The coding region runs from base 311 to 1480 and encodes 389 amino acids. Gene Ontology annotation, biological process: translation; ribosomal large subunit assembly. Gene Ontology annotation, molecular function: structural constituent of ribosome; RNA binding. The transcript has 6 exons.
GUGCUAUGCUAAAAAAAAAAAAUUACUCAUCUGAAAAAAAUGGAUGAUUGGUCGAGCCAGAUGUAAUGGUUAAUGAUCAGAACUGGCCUUCAAUACGGAUUCUCCCCUGCGCUCGUCUCUGUAUUCUAAUCUAACGAAUUUAUUUGCUGCUGAUAGAUAUAAAUCGAACAUUAGGGUUGUGCUGAGAGGAGCCCGACGCCGCGAGGGGGACGUCGGCUUUUAAGGUUUGUCGCUGGAUUUUCCAAACUUAUUGUUUUUCAUGCGGCUCCCGAUCCGAUAGCUACCACGAAUAACCUAGUUGAGUAGAAAUAUGUCUCAUAGGAAGUUUGAGCACCCCAGGCACGGGUCUCUUGGAUUUCUUCCAAGAAAACGUUCUUCUCGUCACCGUGGGAAAGUGAAGUCAUUCCCAAGAGAUGACCCGACAAAACCUUGCAAGCUUACCGCUUUUCUUGCUUAUAAGGCUGGUAUGACUCACAUUGUCCGCGAGGUGGAGAAGCCAGGAUCAAAACUCCACAAGAAAGAAACAUGUGAGGCUGUGACGGUCAUCGAGACUCCACCCAUGGUCAUUGUGGGAGUUGUUGGUUAUAUAAAAACUCCCCGCGGACUUCGCUCACUUAAUACUGUUUGGGCUCAGCAUUUGAGUGAAGAAGUCAGGAGGAGGUUUUAUAAGAAUUGGUACAGGAGUAAGAAGAAGGCUUUUACCAAAUAUUCAAAGAAAUAUGAAUCUGAGGAUGGAAAGAAAGAAAUCCAAACUCAACUUGAAAAGAUAAAGAAAUAUGCUUCUGUUGUUCGUGUGUUGGCUCACACUCAGAUCAGGAAAAUGAAGGGAUUGAAGCAGAAGAAGGCUCACUUGAUGGAGAUUCAAGUCAACGGAGGAACUGUUGCUCAGAAGGUUGAUUAUGCCUACAGCUUCUUUGAGAAACAGGUCCCCAUCGAUGCAGUUUUCCAGAAAGAUGAGAUGAUUGAUGUUAUUGGUGUAACCAAGGGUAAGGGAUAUGAGGGUGUCGUUACUCGUUGGGGUGUAACCCGCUUACCUCGUAAGACACAUAGGGGGCUUCGCAAGGUUGCUUGUAUUGGUGCAUGGCAUCCUGCUAGGGUUUCCUUCACCGUCGCUCGCGCUGGUCAGAAUGGUUACCACCACCGCACUGAGCUGAACAAGAAGGUCUAUAAGAUUGGCAAAGCUGGAGAUGAGUCUCACUCGGCCAGUACUGAGUUUGAUAGGACUGAAAAGGAUAUUACUCCCAUUGGUGGGUUCCCUCACUUUGGAGUGGUGAAAGACGACUACCUUUUGCUCAAAGGUUGCUGUGUUGGGCCAAAGAAGAGGGUUGUCACUCUUCGUCAAUCCUUGCUGAAGCAGACAUCGCGCGUGGCUCUUGAGGAGAUUAAGCUCAAGUUCAUUGACACUUCAUCCAAAUUUGGUCACGGCCGUUUCCAAACUACUCAGGAGAAGCAGAAAUUCUACGGAAAGCUCAAGGCUUGAUACUUCAUUUGAGAUCCUACAGAGCAUUUCCGUAGACCGAGUAGUAUUCUUUUCAAUUUUUAUAUUUCUGUCUUCCAUUAGAAAGAGACUUAUGUGCUGCACUUUCAAAAUUUUCCCUGUUGCUGUUUUUGCUGUGGCAUUGAUUUUGAUAAUUUGGCCUUUAAAUUUUUUUGAGAAUUAAGGGUCUGUUUGGGGCAAUUGCAGCUUAUCCAGCUUAUGCUGAUAAGUUGCGUAUCUGCAGUUGAUCCUGAUAAGUUGUUUGUCUGUUUGAUUUGUGCGUUUGGAAAACAACUGAUUUGUAGA